Messenger RNA from Naegleria fowleri, 1260 nucleotides. RefSeq lists its product as uncharacterized. Lineage: Eukaryota; Heterolobosea; Eutetramitea; Acrasida; Naegleriidae. Gene Ontology annotation, cellular component: mRNA cleavage and polyadenylation specificity factor complex. Gene Ontology annotation, molecular function: RNA binding. Bases 1 to 1260 code for a protein of 419 amino acids. The transcript has a single exon. The record is from RefSeq and is a predicted model, not a curated record.
AUGUCUUCGUCAAAUCCAGCCGAACCCACCACUGCUUCAACGGAAGAGGAUGCCGCACAAUUAGAGGCAACCAACAGUGUUUAUUCAAUCAUAGAUAAUGAUGAUCGAGGAUUAUUUGAAAAAUCUCAUGAUCAAUCAACCAACAAUAAUAAUACCACUAAUACUAUGGAUGAUGAUGAGGAUCUCUCCGAUGUAGAAGACGAAGAGGAUGAUGUAACUUUUGUUGUAAAUUCAUCAACCAGUGCAACACCUGCUGCAUCCACAACAACAACAGCAACAACCACACCUUCUCAAAAUACCACCGCAUCAUCAGGAAAAGCAGUGUCGGAUUCGACUCACAUUGCCAUUGGUGCUUCUAAAAACGCAACGGCGACUAAAGCUCAAACAAACAAAACCGUAGAUGAAAAUACUAUGAAUGGAGAUGAACAAUUCAAAGGAAGUAAUUAUGUACCUCUUUUUGAAUUGAAGAUGAAUCAGCAAGUCUUUACGAUGGAUAUUCAAAAUUAUGAAGAUAAACCUUGGAGAAAACCUGGGGCAGAUAUUACAGAUUACUUUAAUUAUGGUUUUAAUGAGGAAACAUGGGAUUUAUAUUGUAAAAAGCAACGAGAAUUAAGAGGACUGUACUCUGCAGCUGCUCUAAGCGAAGAAGCCAAGAGGGAUCAAAAUAGACCUACGGCAGGUUCGAACAGGUCUAAGGAUGACAGUAUGAGAAGACCACCUUCCGAUUCAAGACCUCCUCUUUCACCAGCAAGCACAACAAGCAAUAGUAGUGACAGAGAGGACAGACGAUAUCCUCCCAUGGAAAGAAGAGACGAUAGAAGAGAUGACAGAGAUUACAGAAGAGACGAUCGUGGAAGUAGAGGUGACGAUAGAGGAGGUUAUGGAAGAAGAGACGAUCGUGGAGGUCGAGGUGAUGAUCGAUUGCCUCCUCCAAGAGACGACCGAGGAAGAUCAUCAGCAAGUAGACCCAUGGACUCACCAUCUUCACUUUCUAAAAAAUCACCACCUAGAGACGACUAUAACGACAAAAAACGACCCAAUUCUGCAAUUAGUGAUUCAAGAAGAGAUUCAUCUAGUUCUGGAGGAGCCUCAAGUAGAGACAGCAGAGGAGAUUCCAAACCUCCAAGCUCAAGCUCUGGAAAAGAUAAUUAUCAGUACAGUGACAGAGGUGGAGGUAGAGGUGGUGGUCGUGGUGGGUCCUAUGACUCUAGAGGAGGUGGAGGCAAUGGAGGACGAGAUUCUAAAAAACCAAAACGUUAA